AUGUCAGCUUCUGCAGGUCAGUACUAUUCAAACCAUAGUAUUACCGGCACAAUAGUACUCAUCCUCACAAUGCUAUUCUUGGUAUAUCAAUACUUUGCACACAAGCGGACUAUUCACAUGAUACUACUCUGGCAAUAUCGAAAAUCCAAGCUAAGAAGUUAUUUUCACACAAGCGUAAUCUAA
Messenger RNA from Plasmodium inui San Antonio 1, 183 nucleotides. RefSeq lists its product as hypothetical. The record is from RefSeq and is a predicted model, not a curated record. Bases 1 to 183 code for a protein of 60 amino acids. The transcript has a single exon. NCBI's taxonomy places the organism in Eukaryota, Apicomplexa, Aconoidasida, Haemosporida, Plasmodiidae.